UUUUGCUAGAUUACCUAGACAGUGAAGUUGCCAACACACCUGUGACACCAGUUAUGGACAAGCAAAACCCCCCUGCAACCCUUGCUGAAAGUGAUAAUGGUAUGUUUUAUUUUGAGAGAAAAAAAGUGUUCUGUGUAAUUAUCACACUUCAGGUUCAGCCAUGUCUGUGGUAGACCUCAUGUACAUAGAAUGUUUUCCGGUCAUUGAGCUAUUUAAUGCAUCUUUUCCAGCCAAUGCAAUUAUCCAAACCUCUGGCAGCCCUGAAAGUAGAGGAGAGAUGAAUCAGUCAGCGAAAGAACGUGUGGUUGGUGCUGCUACUGCUACUGCUAGCCAAGAAGGUAUCAGCGAAAUCGAACUUCACCAGUACUAUGCUGUGUAUUUCUCGAAGAUGUACUACAUUGGCCGUGUCACUGCUGCACUGGAUGAAGAGUAUGAGGUCAAGUUCCUGCAUAAGUUGUAUAAGAAUGCAGUUGCGUAUUUCUUCUUGCCCAAGAAACCUGAUAUAGACAAGAUUAAGAAGGAGAGAUUCUUCUAUGGGCCCAUUGGAUUGACCGGCACUCCAGAUGACUUCACCAUUGAAGAAGGUGUUCUGAGCAAGAUCACGCUGAGAUACAAUGAAAUGAAGCAAAAACUGCACUAAUUCUAAAAGGAUGCUUCAUCCUGUUUGUCAUGUUUCCAUGUUCAAAAAGUUACUCUGAAAAUUGAGCUCCUGUCGUACUCGUACCUUUGUGAAUGUUUCCUGUUCCUGUUCUUGUAUAUCAGUUCCAUCACAUACAAAAGGCAACCCUGGUUUACUGAGCCUGCCCUGAGCUUAGACGGGCCUAAACAAUCCUCUGAUUGGCUCC
This is a messenger RNA of Lineus longissimus, 845 nucleotides long. RefSeq lists its product as uncharacterized. The transcript is spliced from 2 exons. The coding region runs from base 161 to 640 and encodes 159 amino acids. The record is from RefSeq and is a predicted model, not a curated record. Lineage: Eukaryota; Metazoa; Nemertea; Pilidiophora; Heteronemertea; Lineidae.